AUGAAUUGUUUGAUUGUGACUGUUUUGGCUCUAUGGAAGCGGAAAUAUGGGUAUUCUUCAUCUUUCAUAACCUGUUUUGUUGGGUUCAAAGUAUGGGGUGGAGAUGUGGAUGGUAUGGGUGUUGGUGUGGUCAGGAGAGGAGCAGUUGCAGCGGUGUUAUUAGUUAUUAGAAUAGGUUUGAAUGCAUUUGUGACUAAAGGUGCUGGAUGGGAAGCUGCACAUGCCACAUUCUACGGUGAUAUGAGUGGUGGUGAAACAAUGCAAGGAGCUUGUGGCUACGGCAAUUUGAUACAGGAAGGAUAUGGCCUAGAGACAACAGCUCUAAGCACAGCCCUCUUUAACGAGGGCUUCACUUGUGGUGCUUGUUAUGAAAUCAUGUGUGACAAGGCCUCAACACAAUGGUGUCUUCCUGGCUCCGUCCAUGUAACUGCCACCAACCUUUGUCCACCCAAUUAUAACAAGCCUGAUGGGAAUUGGUGCAACCCUCCAUUGAAGCACUUUGAUCUCUCUCAGCCUAUGUUUGUCAAGAUCGCUCAAUACAAGGCUGGCAUUGUUCCAGUUCUCUAUCAACGUGUCCCGUGCAUCAAGACCGGCGGUGUAAAGUUUGAGAUGAAGGGAAAUCCUUACUGGGUAUUGGUGUUGGUGUACAAUGUUGGUGGCGCCGGCGACAUUACAGAUGUGAAGGUUAAGGGUUCGAAUACAGGAUGGAUACAAAUGACUCGAGAUUGGGGCCAAAACUGGAAAACUGAUACAAAAUUGAUAGGGCAAAGCUUGUCUUUCCAAGUGACUGCUAGUGAUGGUAAGAUGGUGCAGUCUGAUAAUGUUGCACCAGCUAGUUGGCAAUUUGGCCAAACCUUCCAGGGGAAGCAGUUUUGAAGAUAGAUGAUUUUUUUUUUUUCCAUGAGGAAUUUUAAGGUUUUAAGACACAUAAUACUCCGAUUUAUAUAUUAAUAAGGGUGUAAAUCGGUCUGGAAUUGGGUGUUUGAUUCGAUUUUGAUUUGUUGCCAAGCAAUCUUGGUGUGAUUCAGAAUCGGACGAACUCAU
Molecule: messenger RNA, 1044 nt
Organism: Macadamia integrifolia
Lineage: Eukaryota; Viridiplantae; Streptophyta; Magnoliopsida; Proteales; Proteaceae
Product: expansin-A15-like
Exons: 3
Coding region: 1-876 (291 amino acids)
Biological process (GO): plant-type cell wall organization
Cellular component (GO): extracellular region
Source: RefSeq, a predicted model, not a curated record